This is a messenger RNA of Effrenium voratum, 732 nucleotides long. NCBI's taxonomy places the organism in Eukaryota, Dinophyceae, Suessiales, Symbiodiniaceae. The record is from the annotation of a GenBank genome assembly.
AUGGCUCCGUCGAUCAAAGAGCAGCGAGAGCAGCUGCAGCGGGCCAUCGCUGUGUGCUUGGAGCAAACUCGGCGGGUGCAGCAGGACAUCGCUGCUGCUGCUGCUGAGGACUUGGCAUCCCAGGAAGAGCUCGCGCAGCGACAGCUGGACAGAGCCAAGGAGGAGCCGGACAGUGCCGGACAGCGCCGGGGCGUCCUCGACUUCCAGGGGAGGAUUUGCCGCAUAGCAGCGCCCUCCAGCUGCGAGAGCCAGGCACUGGAGGAUGAGUUGCAUGGACUUCGCUGCCGCACUGAAGAGCUCGAGCGCCGCCUCUCCUUUGGCCUCUUUCGGCGCUGGAGGAGGCGCCUAGAUCAGGAGCUGUAUGCUGGUGGAUGCGUGGAGCGGACAAACGACGUGGGCAGGCUCAGCAAGGAUCAGGGCUUCGCGGCAGCGGAGGACCUGGCGCGGCGGAAGGGCCUGGCGCGGCAGCUGAAAGGGCAGCGGGAGCAGCUGGCGCUGAAACUCACCGAGGCGCAGCGAGGGCUUUUGCGGUUGAGGAGUGAGGCUCGUGCGAUGCAGCAGGAGACAAACGACUUGUGCUGCCAGCUUGCAGAAGAGAGAAGGAAGACGAACGAGUGGUGGGAUUGGCACAUGACGAGACUGCCACAGUACCAUGACGAUCUGCAGAAGCUCCGACAAGUGGAGGCCUGCGACUGCCGCAUGGCCAUCUUGAAGUGUGAAAAGAAAGCAUAG